AUGAUAGUCGAUAAACUAAAAUCAAAUCAAACCGUUUCAAUAGACAACGACUCGAUCAUAGAGUUAAUAGGGUCUUGCAAAGAACAUGAAGUUUUCAAAUUACUGCUCGAAAAGAAAAGAGACCAUCUCGAAUCGGUAGAUCUGGUAGGAAAAUCAAUUAGCAUGGGCUCGGUUUUUGCUCUGGAUAUUUUUUUAAAAUAUUACGACCAACUAGAAGAGGAAGAGUUGAAGAAUCAAAAUGGAUUACAAGAUAAUAAAAAAGCUUACAACAAGUUGCAAAUGGAUAAGCAAAGUUAUAAUACAUGUAUGAUGAAAACCGCUUUGUUGAAUUAUGAUUUAGUCGUUGCCGAAUAUCUAAUUACAAAUAGAGCUCCUUUAGUUCCAAAAAACAUUAAAAAGCUCACUGACUGGAAAGGUUUAUUCAAUCUAUAUUACAAACAAGAUUUAAACUUAUUUUUUGAUUUCAUUGUCAAAAAAAUGAACGUAAAAAUUGAAGAUAUAGUCCAAGUAACAUUCUCAGCAUCAUAA
Molecule: messenger RNA, 528 nt
Organism: Dictyostelium purpureum
Lineage: Eukaryota; Evosea; Eumycetozoa; Dictyosteliales; Dictyosteliaceae
Exons: 2
Coding region: 1-528 (175 amino acids)
Source: RefSeq, a predicted model, not a curated record